This is a messenger RNA of Eublepharis macularius, 8803 nucleotides long. It is a transcript of the gene CEP250, whose product is annotated as centrosomal protein 250. The record is from RefSeq and is a predicted model, not a curated record. Gene Ontology annotation, biological process: cilium assembly. Lineage: Eukaryota; Metazoa; Chordata; Lepidosauria; Squamata; Eublepharidae. The coding region runs from base 18 to 8021 and encodes 2667 amino acids. The transcript is spliced from 33 exons.
GAGCCCGGAGGACUAAGAUGACGAGUAAGCGAGACCCGAAGGCCCAAACGAUGGAAGGAGAUCAAGGGGCUAACAGGAUGAAAACGCAGACAGUCCAGUUAUUGCCAGAUGAACAGCUAGUGGCACUACAUCAACAGAUGGUAGAAAAAGAGGUAUCCUAUCAACACAAACUACAGAGUUCACAGGAAGCACAGCACAGGCAAGCAGUCCUUGUACAGAAGCUACAGGCAAAGGUGAUACAAUAUCGGAAUUGGUGUCAAGAGCUAGAACAGCAACUGGAAUUGAGCAGAGGAUCCUGUCCACAUCAGUGGGAUCACAAAGAAGACCAUAGCCUGGAGAAAGCACUAAUCCAGUUGGAAGAGGAACAGCAGAGAUGUGAAAAUUUAGCUGGGAUGAACAUUUUGCUCCGGGAGCACCUGGACAAGGCCAGUGAGGUGAAUGAAGCUCUCAGAGAAGAUGUCAACAAACUGACAACUGAUUGGAUAAGGGCCAGGGAGGAAUUGGAGUGCAAGGAGAGUGAAUGGCAGAAAGAACGGGAGCACUUUGAAAGUUAUAUGCGAGCAGAACAUGAUUGUAUCCUUGGUAUAUGGCGUCAGGUGGUGACCUUACGCCGUUAUUUCCUGGAGAUGAAGACAGCAACUGAAAGAGACCUGUCUGAGUUACAUGCUGAGCAAGUAAGGCUUUCUGGCACUAUAUUUGUCAAUUGCUUCCGCCUAAGCUCUGAACAACAGUCUUGGGAGACUAGGCGAUUUGGAAGCUCUGACCCAAAGGGUCAAAUUCAACAGCAGCAAUUUGGUGUGAAGCCUGAGAACGUUGACCUGAAUAAAGAUAUUUGCCAGAAAACACAAGCAAUUGUCAGCAGAGACUUGGUGAAAGAGGAUCUUCAGAGCAGGGUGAUGGAGCUUACUACAUUACUUGAGCAGUCUCAAAAGCAGAAUGAGGAGAAGGAGAAGACAAUGAAGGCUCUUGGAGACACCGUGGAGAUUCUGGAGGCUAAUCGUUUGGAGUUAGAAUAUGAACAUUCACUGGUUAAAGAUGCAAAUGAAGAGAUCCUUUCCCUUCAACAUGUGAUAAAAGAAAUAAUAAAAGUUGUGAUCAAUGACAGCAACCCAACUCCUUCCAACCCACAAGCAGAGAACUAUCCUGAUCCCUGCAGUUUCUUGCAGAUGAAUGCCUGUGACCCAGAGGGUGCCCUUGUACUAGUACGUGAUGUGGUAACUCAGAGGAGCAGUAAGAUGCAGCACCUGAAGCACCAGCUCUUAGCCAGUCAAAAUUCUGUCAGCUGUCUGGAGAAACAACAAGAGCAGCAGGAACAACAAUGUAAAUUCCUAAGAGAGAGGCUUCAGCAGCUGGAAGGAGAGCAAGACACUCUCACUAGCCAACUGCAGCAUUUCCAGUCCAUGGUAGAGACUCUCCGCAGUGGCCAUGCAACCCUGGAGAAGUCCAAGGAAGAACUGCAACAGCAACUAGAACUCCUGGAACAGGAGGCCCGACGCUUACGUCAAAGCAACACUCAGCUACAGCUGAAAGGCGACACAGAGGACAGGGAGAAAGAAGACAAGCUGCAGGAAAUGGAAAGGGUGCUGCGAGACAGGGAGUACAUCCAGAUACAUUUAAAUGCCCUUGAAGAAAAGCAUUCAAUAUUGAAGAAUGAGUUGGUGUCUAAAGGAGAAGCACUGGAGAAGUCUCACCUCGAUGGAGAGCUUGUGAAGCAAGAAAAACAUGAACUUGCUUUGGCACUGGAGCAGGCUGAGCAAAGAGUUACAGAUUUAACCUUGGCACAAAAUAAACUGAUGGCAGAAGCUGCUGAUCUUCGUGAUAUAACUGCAAAGAUGAGUGCCCUUAAUGAGUCUCUAGCAUUGGACAAAGUGGAUUUAAAUCAACUUCUGUUGAAGCUGGAGCAGGAAAACCAAACCCUAUUGAAGAAAGUGGGUAGCCUGGAGGGAAUUAGGAUGUCUUCACAAAAGCAGCUCAAUCAGAGUGAAAGAACAAACAAGGAACUACAAUCAGAAAAGAUACAGUUGGAGCAGCUGUUACAUAAAGCUGAGGAGAUGCAAGAAGUUUUACAGGAUGAGUUGAAAGUUUUGAGAGCUGAACAGAAAGAGACACAUGAAGAACUCAGCAAGGCUUGUCACCAGCGAGGAACAUCUAAAACUGAUUUGGAACAAGCACGUCAGGAGCUGAGCCGUCUUGGAGAGAUGCUGGCUAAGAUUUCUAGAGAAAAGGAAUCACUCACGCGUGAGAAAGCAGCGUUGGAAGUUCGACUAGAGGCUGUUGAGCGGGAGAGAAGGACUCUUACAGAGCAGGUGGCAGAGUUCAGAUCAGCAAAGGAACUUCUGGAAUCAGGCCUGUUUCAGGCUCAGCAGCAAGUGUCCCAACUAGAAGUCAUCAAGGAUCAACUGGAAAUCCAAGUUCAGACAAUCAGCCAAGCUAAGGAAGUGAUACAAGGAGAGGUGAAAUGUCUUUGCAUUGAAUUGGAAGCUGAGAAGUCCAAAGUUGAGCAGGAAGAAAAGGACAAAGCAGAGCAACUGUUGGCGGCAGAGCAGAAGUAUCAAGAAACCCUCAGCCACAUUCAAAUUGUGCAUGAGGAAGAAAUGAACACAAUCUUUCAAGAGUUGGAAAGUGAACGGCAGCAGCACCAUAUAGAAUUACAGGUGGUGUUGGAGCGUGUGGCUAAGGAAAAAAAAGAGAUUGAAAGUGUCUAUGAGAGGAAUCUGUUGGAGCUGCAGCAGGAGAUGGUGCUAGUAAAAGAGAAUGAGAAGAAAUCUUUAAUAGACGAACUUGCCCAAACCAAAGAAGAACUGACCAGUACUUGCCAGCAGCUGGAGUAUCUCCAUCAGAAAUUGAAGAUGCAUGAAGAGCAGAAGCAGAGUGCUUUACAAGGUUUGGAAAAUGAACUUAAGGAUGCCCAAACUACCAUGGAAAUGCUGGGGGAAAAGCACAGGGAGGAGAUAAAAUCUCUCAAAGAAGAAAUAAACUUCCUCCUUCAGCAGCAAGAUGCUUUGCAAAGUCAGGUACAAGAUUUGGACUCCCAGCUCUCAAUGGCAAAAGAUUCUUGCCAGUUGAUUAGGAUGGAGGGUCAGCAACACUUAAGAGAGGUGCAAGAACUGACCAAACAGAAAGCACUAGAAGUUGCAGAACUCCAGAAAAAGUUGGAAGUUGAGCGGGAACAGCGAGAAGAGAUGGAACAUCAGAACACUGAGUUGCGGAGCCAGAAGGAAGAAGUGGAGCGUUGGAACACAGAACUGAGAGCUACACUGCAAAAACAGUGGGAGGAGGAAGAACAUAUGAACAAAGAGCUGCAGAACAAACAGGAAGAGGUGGAGCAUCAGUAUGCCAAAGUCCAAGUCUUAGAAAGGGAGUGGAAUCGGUGGGAGGAGGAAGAGCGUAAAAAUGUAGAGCAACAUGCUAUACUCCAGAAACAGUGGGAGGAGGCAAAAAGUCAAAAUAAAGAGCUGCAAACUCAAAAAAGAGAAGCAGAACUUCAGAAUGUGGAGCUGCAGCACCAGAAAGAAGAGCUGGAACGUCAGAAUGCAAAGCUCAAGUCUGUGCUGCAGAGACAGCAAGAGGAGGCAGAACAAGAGAACACGAGGCUUCGCAGCUGUUGGCAGGAGGCAAAACAACGUAACUCAGAGAUGCAGAGCUGGGAGGAGGAAAUUGAACGUCAGAACACUGAACUGCAGUCCCUUCUCCAUAGGCAGCAAGAGGAGUUGGAAUGUAAGAAUAUGGAGCUGCAAAUGAAACAAAAGGAGAUAGAUAAUCAGAAUGCUGCAGUGCAGAAAAUGAAAGGGGAGCAAAACCAAUGGGAGGAGGUAGAAUGCCAGAAUGCAGAGCUGAAGACAACAUUGCAAGCACUGGAACAGGAAAGAGCCAGCCUGGCUGUGUCCUUGAAGGAGAAAGAGGUCAAGCUCAAGAGGCUGGAAGAUAGUGACUGUGCCCAUCAGAGUGAAGUCACUAAACUGAACACUGCACUGCACCAAGCGCAGCAGUUGCUGGCUGACCACAGAAGAGAAGCACAGGAGCUCAGUAGCCAGAUGCAGUCAUUCAGGCAGACGAUGCUAGAGAAGGAGGCAGUCUUGAUAGCGAACAAGGAGAAACUGGCCCAGGACCUGGAAAAAUCACGUGCUAGUGAGCAGCUUCUAAGGGACUCUGUGAAGAUGUUGGAAGCUGAAGCAUCUCAGUUGCGCCUGAGCCUUUCUAGCACAGAGAGUAGGACAGAGGCACUGGCUUCAGAAUGUCAGCGUGCUUGUUCAGCCCGUUGGGAGGCAGAGUGCCAGUUAACCAAGUUGCAUUCUGUUCUGCAGUACCUGUUGUGUAGUAACCCCGAGGAAAAGCUGGAACAUGGGGGGAGAGGAGACCGACCCAUUUGGAGCUCCACUUCCUCUUGUAGAGAACAGGAUAAUGUGAGAGGGAUGGCCCUGCUUCAGCUCAAGGACCUUUCUACAGAGCUUACAGCUGAGAGAGUGGCAGAAGCAAUCCAGGAUCUUCGGCAGGAUGUCUGGCAUGCUCACCAAGAACGGGAUGAGAUAAGGAAGAAUUCUGAGAAACUGAAGCAAGAAUUAAGUGAAAAGGAAGCUGAGAGAGAUCGUAUCAAUGCCAAAACACAAGAGCUGCAAAAGUGGUUGAACCAAAGCCAGGAAGAAAAAAAGGUGGCUGAUGGCAAGUAUCUCUCCUUGGAGUCUGUCUUGAAGGUAGAGGUCAUUGCUUGCAAAGAAGAGAAUAUGACUUUGCGUGCAAAGGUGACCACUUUGGAGAAGUCUCUAGAGAGUGCUGAGAAGCAAAAGAAGGAUGCAUUGAAUGAACAAGACAAACUACAGAUGGCGAAGGAGAAGAUAGUAUGGGAGUUGGACCUUCUUCGGGAAUCUGUCACAGCCUCUGAGAUUCGAGCAAAUGCCAUGGAAAAGAUGAAUCAAUCCCUGGAGCAGGAGCUUCAGACUGUUCUUUCAACCCUCAAAAUUAAACAGGAGGAAGGAGAGACUCAACAGGAAAGACUCAUGACAUUACAGCAAGAAGCAAAAGUGGGAAAAGACUUGCAAGAAAAUCUAGAUCACCUAAUAGCCACUGUAACAAAGAGAGAUGAAGAAAUAAAAUCCCAUCUGAAACAGAUUAAGGAUCUGGAGAAGCACAGAGAAGUGCAAAAGGCUACUGUAGAACAUUUAACUAAAGAUUUAGAGAAGAAAGGUCAAGAAAUUGAAUCUCAAAAAAAACAAUUUGAAGAACUAGGGAAGCAGAAUAAAAUGCAGGCAGCUGCUCUAGAAAGACUAAAUGUAGACCUAAAAGAGAGCCUCCAAACUAUGAAAUCUCAAAAUGAAAAAGUCAAAAAACUAGAAGAGCUGACACAAAACCAAAAAACUGAAAUAGAAAGCCUCACCCUAACUCUAGAGGAAAAAGUCAAAGAAACUAAAAUCAAGGAGGAAAAAUUCCAGAUGAUGGAAGAGAAUGAGUCAUCACAAAUUGGAGCUUUAUUAAAAGAUUUAGAUGAAUUGAAAAUACAAUUGAGUGAAAAAGAUUGGGAGCUCACAUCUCAGAAGCAGCUGCUUCAAGAACGGGAAGAACAGGUGGAAAAGCAGGUAAAUGCUUUUCACGCAAGCCUCCAACAUAUGAAGGCCAUUCUUAGGGACAAAGAACUUGAGAUAGAAGCUCAGAAGGAACAGAUAACUAAUUUUCAGCAGUGUGAGGUUCAGAGGGAGGCACAACUUCAUGAGCUAUGUGAGAAAGUAAAAAAAGUAACAUUCACCCUGACUCAGAGAGAUCAAGAGCUUGAAUCACAAAAGCAGAAAGUAAGAGAGAUGGAAGAAGAAAUGGAAAUGGAACUAAAUGCUCUCCGUGAACUUGUAGCAAAGUCUCAAGAAACAUUAAAGGAAAAGGACAAAGAGCUGGAGUUCCAAAGGCAACAUGAAGAAAAAGUGGAAAGCCAGGUAAAAGAUUUACUUGGAUAUGUUCAGUGCAGCACAGCAGCACUAAAGGAAAGAGAUGAUAAUGUUGAGAGAGAGAACAUAAACCUCAAGAAACAAGAAGAUAAACUUCAGUUGCAGGAGACAAUUCUUGAAAUGUUGGGACGACUCAAAGUGGUAUUAAGGAGAAGAGAGCAAGAAAUUGAAUCUCUGAAAGAGGAGCAUGAGGAUCACAACAAAGAGACAGACAGACAGGUGAAGGAAAUGCAAGCUGAUCUUCAAGAAGCAAAACAAGCUUUGAGAAACACACAGAGAGAGUUGGAGUCCUUAGAGAAGGAGAACCACCAACUUCAGCAACAAGAGGAAGUGGCAAUAAUACAGACAAAGUCUAUCUUGGAGAAAUUGGAAUUUGCCAAAUCUUCUGUUCAAGACAAAGACCAAGAGAUAGAAUCCUUACAAGGACUUGUUCAGGAACUCUCAAAACUGACAGAGCUGAAAGAGAAUCAUGUAGUAAGCCUACAGCAGGAUCUAGAUAGAAGUAAUCAACUGAUAAAGGAGAAAGAUGAAGAAAUUCUCAAGCAGGCCAAGCAAAUUAACACUUACCUUCUUAAGAUAGAAACCACACAGGCAGAACUACAAGCAUGUAAGAAUCAAGCAAGUCGUUUUGAGAAAGAAAUUAAAGAGAGAGAACAUGAGGGAAACUUCCCAGAGUUCCAGCACAAACAUGAACAGGCAGAUAUACACUGUCUCCAAUUUGUGAUGACUGAAAAGGGGAAUGGGAAACAUCCCAGAGAAAAAGAGGAAAUUCUAGAAGAUCAGAGAGAAAAGGACAGGAUGAAUGGUCAGCGUGACAUAGAGCAAAAACAAAUUAAUGAUGGGGUUAAGGAGCUUCAGGAAAAUAUACAGUAUCUUCAGCACAUGUUAGAGAAGAAAGAUGAUGAGAUUAAGCAGGAGAGAGAGAAGGUCAAGCAACUAGAAGAGAAAAUUGGAGGCAAAGAAGAGGAAUUGUUGACGUGUAGUAAACAUCUGAAGCAGAUACUCUCAGCCCUGAGAUUGCAAGAUAGUGAACAGAACAAUGUACAGAGCCAUAUCCAAAAGCUUCUGGUGUUGAAGGAAGAAGAGGCAAUCAAGAGAAAGGCUUUUCAGGAAAAGGACCAGAAGUUAGAGUGGCAAAAGGAAAAAAUCCAGCAGUUGGAAGAGGAGAAAAGAGUAAACGAGGAGGAACUGAAUCGUGUAAUGACGAUUCUUAACCAGACUGAGAGUGCAGAGAUAGAAUGGAGAGAGAAAGCACAGAAGUUGAGUCUGUCCCUGUCCCAAAGUGAAGAGGCUCUGAAAGCCCUGAAGAAGGAAAUGGGUAUCAUGCAGACCAUGAUUUCAGACAGGGAUAAAGACAGGUUUCAUCUUCAGGAGCAGUUGAAUAGAGCUUUCAAAGCACUGGAGGAAGAGAGGGAGAUUACUAAAGCUCUAACAGGAGAUGUGGAUUUGCUUCCUAGAGAAAAUGGCACAUCAGCCACUAAAGAGGCUGGAGAGGCUCUUAAGAAAGAAGGAGAGCUGCUGUGGGUGAUCGAAAAGCGAGUCCUGUACAGGCGCCUGAAACUUCUACAGGAAGCAGUUGCCAGGCUGGAGAAUGACAAACAGGGUCUGAAGCAGCACAAUAUACAGCUGAGAGGUACACUAGAGCAGGUGGAACAUGAACGGAGGCGAUUGAAAAGGACCUGCGGAGACCUUUCUCUGAACUUCAGUCUCUCUCAGGCUGACUCAGGACCCCCAAAGGUUCCAGCCAUUGCAAAGGAAGAAGCUUUCUAUAAGCAGCUAGCAGACUUGCAAAAACAGGUGUCUGUGCUACAAACACAGCUAUCAUUAGAGCGGAAGCAGAAGAAGGAUUAUAUCGAUUGCUGUGCCAAAACAAGCCAGGAACUUUCCGGCUUACAUCAGGAACUUUCACAGUCUUUAAAUGUUGUAGCUCAGCAGCCUGAGGCUACUGUUCUAGCAUCUGAGACCCGCAAACUUGAUGAAACCCUGAACCACAGCUUGGCAGUGGCAAAUAUCAGCUGGGGUGGCAUCUUGUCAGAAAAACAACCAGUAACCUCAACACCCAGAACUGUCCAACAGAAAGAGUCAAGAUAGUAUGGAAGAGCUGAAGAAACCAAAGCAUUCCAGAAACAUAGCCAGGUCCAAAAAUCUGUGGCUAACAGGUCAAUUCUGAGAAUUUUUUUGGUCAGUAUAAAUUUCAGCCCAUACUGAACUGUGAAUAGAAGUAAAUCAAAUCUGCCAUGACCUUCCUUUCACUCACCCUUCCUAGGACCUAGUCUGCUAAUUUAAUUAUCCUGCAGCCUUUUUGGUUUCAGUUUACAUGUGAAUCCUUGAAAAUAUAACUCUAAAGUGUUCUGAAAGGUAUAGACUGAAACCAGUGAAGAUCAUGUGUAUGCAAUCAAGCUGUGAAAUAACAAGCUAUUUAGCUACAUUUUAAAUGAAGGUCUGUAUUUUGAAGAAUGUUGUCAUAGAACAAAAAUCUGAGCCAAGGAAUGAGAAGCAAUCUAAAAAAAACCCCUGCUUUAUACUUUCUGAAUUGCCAGUAGGAAGAGCAGAGGUUCAUUACAGAAACUCAGUUCUGAGGAAGGCUGAGCUCACUGAACACAUUGCCAGCAUGAUUCUGCAUUGAGAUUAAGAACAUAACGAGAUAGGUAUUUAGGAAAUGGAAGAGGUCCCAACCAAGAGUAUUAGCUUCGACAAAGCCUUUGACAAAGUAUUAGCUUCAGUUUAUUUUUUUAAUCUUAUUAGGAAAUGAGAUUUAUUUCAUAACUGAUGCCUUGCCAUGCUCUAAACAGCUCUAUAACUGCACAUUGUAAAUUGAGUUAUUUUUAUAUUUUUGUACUAAUUGUUAAUAUUUGUAAUAAAUAUAUUUUCCA